UUAACUCUCAUUUACCGUAACGCUUACGAGAAAAUCAUUUUCUUGAUAUUUUCUUUUUCUUGAUAUUUUUUAAUACUUGUUGUUAAACAGACUGAUUACGAGCUUUCGAGAGCGCUACCCUAUUUGACUCGGCAGUGCGUCAUCGCCCUGAUAUCGGUUCCGGCCAACUCUCCCUCCAACUCAUCUACGGGCCGGGAAUCUAUGUAUUCGCCCGUAAAACAUGAAGAUGCGCGAUAUUGCUGUUUGGAUCCGUGAGCUGAAUAGGCUCUAUAAUUGAUCGGUUCUUGAUCGUUUUCUUGCUAGUCCUGGGACUAAAUGUCGUAUUCUUCCUUGUAUUGGGACUCUCUCUCGUAGUAAUCUGGGCCAAGCCCUAAAACUGUGUAAAUGACUCGAUCUCUCGUAUUAUUGUGAAUUAGGUACUCUGGGCCAAGCCCUAAAACUGUGUAAAUGACUCGAUCUCUCGUAUUAUUGUGAAUUUGGUACUCUAAACUGUGUAAAUGCUUGUAUUUGAAUUCGGGGCAAAGCCCUUGGAAGAUAUUGUUUGAUUCUAAUGGUUGGUUUGAUUGGUAUGAGUUUUCUUUGAAGAUAUUAAUUGAUGUUCUUAGGGCAAACCCUAAUUAUGUAAAUAUAUGAUGAUUCAGGGCAUUAUUGAUCAAGGUGGGUUUCUUUGCCUGCAAAUUUCUCUAUUUACUGACUUUUCUUUAGCUUUGAGUUUGAUUUGGAUUAUAGAGAUUAGUUGUAUUUAAAUGUUUGUAUUAGCAGCAAAGAAACGGAUUAAAUUGAUUUUGUGUAUUGGAGAAGGGCCAUGGCCACAACCAGAGGCGUUUUUUGUCUUUCCCGAUUUACACAAUUUCUUUGCACAGGGAUGUCUUGAACUCCAGAUUCAGAGAGUUACAUACGUGAAGCAGACAUAGUGAUUGCUGCAGCAGGACAGGCAAUGAUGGUAACAAGUUCCUUCAUUUAUAUUUUGUGCGGUAUGUUUGUUAUUCUUGAUUUCGGGCACCUAAUCAUUUCUUCCACUGUUAAUUCCUAAGUUGUGAAAUUUGUUAGUGGUAUAUAUAUUGUCCGACAUAAUGUUUUUUACUAUCUGCAUGAUCUGUACAAGGAAUUUAUCCAAUGUCUGUAUUUGUUUAUAAUCUUGGUCUGUGUGUUGGUGUACAGUACAGCUGAAAAGAAAAACAUACCAUGGAGAGAAAUGACUAAAGAGAUCCUUGAUUCUGAUGUUUAUAAGCUCAUAGAUGAUAGAUGAAAAGAAAAACAUACCAUGAAGAGUUUAUGUUUAAUAUGCAACAAGUAUAUAAGUUUCUAAUUUUGUGGUCAAAUGUUCUUAAUUGUAACAGAGAAAAGUUGAUUUCACAGAACCUCUCACUUAAUCUACUUCUAUAUAUUUACAUGUAAGUUAGGUACUUAAGUCUGCAGUCUCACUUUUCUUUUAAUUUAUUAUUAAUGCAGAUACCUGAGUUACAGAAGGACAUUGUUGUCCCAUCUACUGUUAUACUGGUGGUGGGAGCUUAGGCUGAUUAAUACUUGGUUUGGUCAUGCUGGGACGGUGACACCAUUGCACCAUGAUCCACACCAUAAUAUACUGGCUCAGGAUAUUCCGAAAAUGCUUAAUUAAGGAUUCAAUUCCAGCAUACAUUGUGGUGAUGAGAAUUUUAAUUACACUUUACAUUGAUCUGUAAAACUACUCUUUUAUAUUAGUAUCAUUCACUAUUUUUACUCUUUUAUAAUGACUCUCAAGGACAUCAGAAAUCUUCCGAUCUAUAGUAAUUUAAAAACUGGACAAAACUUUUGUGAUCCACCAAUUUUAUAUUGAUUAUUGUUGUGCUGAGCUCCUACCUGCAGCAUGAUGCAUGAAAUGAUGUACUCACUGGAGUUAUCUACCAGACUAUACAUGGAUGCAACAAUCCAGGGGAGUCGAGAAAUGGAGUUUCUACUGCACUGGUCUUGCUCAAUACUAGGAACAUUGGUGGUUACACAUCAGUGGUUGAGAUGGCUAACGUUUCUGCAGCCAAGAAGUAUUUUGGUGAUUGUUUGAUAAUUUAGGAUGACCGCUUAUUUUAACAAGACAAAGUGGCCAGAAAAGGCUCCAAAGAGUGAAGAAGAACGGAGGAUUUUAUUGCUUCACUUCACAAGCGAAAGACAGAGCUGUUUAUGGUCCUCAUUGAGAAGAAGUUGCUGCCUCUACAGUCUGGUGUUGCAAAAUUAAUUGAUCAGGCAUUUGCGAAAGGAGUAAAAGUUGCUAUUUGCAGUACUUCUAAUGAGAAGGCGGUAUGCUUCAUCAGGUUCCAAAAUAAUAUUUGGUGCUCGGACUCCAGCCAUCCAAGUCAUGGAGUAAAGAUUUCAAUUCAAGCACCAGAGGUAACAGUGGCUAUCAAAGGGGCUUCGGGGUUUUAGCUAUCUAGCCUCUAAUGGCCUCUAAUGAUGCCAGAAGUUCUCACAGGCAUGAUCAUUAGUACUUAAAACUAGGCGGCAGACUUAUUUUCUUGCAAAAAUGACAAAAGCUCUUUAGUACUGGAUCAUUGUCCUGAAGAAUUUCAUUUGUGUAUAUGUUUGAUAAAAGAUCUGAAAGGGAGAGUACCCAUUUUUGGAACGUCCAGUGCCAUCUGGCGCAUGCCGCAUUGCAUCAAUAUGGAUCAAAUAAUCCAUUAGGCUUUUAAUUCUGCUCUCGUUGCCGUUGUUGAUAGUUAUUCUUCUCCUUGCAUCUUCUCAAUUCAAUGAACUUGUCACUAAUGUGACUCUCUGCGGCAACUAUUUUCUGCUGGAAACAUCCUAUUUUAGGAUGUAUGCUCUAUGUUACAUAAAGGCUUGGAGUUUUGCAGUAGUCACGUGAUGCUGUCUCCCCCAUUUUUGGCCGGAGAAGUGAUUGAGGUGUUUGUUGUUAAUGGAUUCAACAAGGAGACAAGAUUUUAAAUGCAGCAAAUUGUCCUACUUUGAAUAUUUUCAUCUUUGGUAGCUGAUUGCAGGUGAGUACCAAUUAUCGAAUUGAAUACCACAAGAGCAAACAAAACACAUGAGUUUGAAUUUUGAAUCCAAUAUAUCAGUUGUGCCUUCUUCUUUCUUUAUUUGUCAUCCAAUUGUAUCUUUUUCCCCCUUAAUAUAUGAUACAACUCAAGCUCAGGUAUUCAAAUCUGAUUUAGGUGAGUUUUCUUGAUGGUAUCAAAUGUGUUGUAUCUUUUUUAAGUCUGUAUUAUAUGCUCUCUUCAUUUUAUAGAAACUAAUGUCUUUUUUUCCAUAAAUUUAUGGUCUUCUUACAACAACGUUUAUUUUUUAGAAUUGCUACGUUGGUGCUGGUGGUUUCAAGAUCUUAUCGUCCUACGACAUAAAUGGCGGGUUGAAAUUAUUUGUUUGCUUAUUUUUCUUUUUCAGUGGGUUGUUUGUCAAUAUUCACCAAGUUUUUGAUAAUAUGAUUCAUUGAAUUUUCUUAUGACAUGUAUAUUUUAUAUGAUAUGUAUACUAUAUGCAGUGUUCUAAAAAUCCCCAAUUUAUCCGAUAAAUCUCCGAUUAAUCCCCUUCAAGGUCGGUCACCGAUCCGAUUUUUGAAAUCCGAUUAAUCCUUAUAUAUAUUUCCUAAUCGAAGUAUAUGUGAUAAAUUAUUAAAAUUAAAAUACUAUAUUACUUUAAAUAUGAAUAAUUAUAGAGUUUAUGAAUAUUGUAAAUAUAUUAGUUACUAAAUAGCUAAUAUAAUAAUAACUAAAUAUUAAAUAAUAUUUUAAUAUUAAAAUAAGCCCCAUUUUAACUCCGAUUAAUCCUUCCGAUUAAUCUCCGAUUUCCGAUUAAUCCUUGAAUCGGUAGCUCAACCGAUUAGGUCCGAUUCCCGAUUUCUGUAACACUGACUAUAUGACAUUAUGUGCACUUUCUUUUACAAAUUUUAACAAACCGUACACAUAUAUGUAAGUCAUUUGCAACUUUCAAAUAUCUCCGUGUUUUAAAUUUUCGCAGUCAUAAGUGUUCUUGAAGAUCCGAGAGGGUUUUAAAUUGGGAAUGUAGGUUUAUUAUCUUUCAAAAAAUAGCCAUCGUUAUGUAACAUAUUAAUAUAAUUCUUUAGCCUUUUAUGUCACUACUCUUAUUAGUAUUAAUAAUGUGUUUUGUUACAACUUAAAAGGAAUUGGUCAUUUGAUUUGCUCUGAUCAGGAAACAAAACAAAUUCAGGAUUUCUGUAUUGUUUGAAUUUUAAAUUGCUUUCUUUCAACUAAAAUUUGGAAGCUCUAACCUUUUUUUUUCCAGUUUUCAUGUUUCAUUUGUAGAUUAGAGGAAGUACAAUCAUGUUAGAACCCUUUGUCUGUUGUUGGGACAUUUAAAAAGGCUGUUUGCUCAAAAUUUUCCACCAUUACUUAUCUGGAUUAGAAUCAAGGUAUAAGUAAAGUCAUUUUUUUUAUUUCUUGUGUGUAGUAUAGAAGUGAAUAGGAGUGUAGUUCUGGACUUGCAUAUUUAUAUUCAGAUUAUAUGUCAAGGCCUACUGAGAAAGGUUGUUCAAAUUUUGGUGAAUGAAUCCGAGUCACUGAUUUAAGUGGAGUCUUAGGCCAAGUAUUAUGCGUGUGUCAUUCUAUUCUUCCUCCAAUUUAACUAAAUGAUUUGGAUCAAGCAUGGAGUCAAUGCCGGGCGAGAACUAAAUGCUUUGGAUGAAAUAUGGAGUCAAAUACCUGUUAUUGUUGUGGAUUCCGGAAUAAUAGCUCCGGAGUUUCUGAGGUUGGAGGGUGACGAGCAUUUGAAUAAAGAUUUGUCAUUUGUUACUUUGAAUCACUACCAUCAAGAGAGAAUGUGGUCAUCUUGGUGAUUUAGAAUGUCAUCAUCUUGGUGAUUUGGAAUGUCACUCACGCUUCAUCUUGGUGAUUUGGAAUGUACUUGGCCUCGUCACUGGCCAGAAACAGACUGCAUUCGAUACGUCGUCGGUCUGGAGAGUCACACCCUUUAUUUUGGCUACUGAAUGUAUGAUAUAUUUGAAAUUUUCAUUUCUCUUGAGCCCCACAGCGUUCUUUGCCAACGAAGUGGCAACCCCACAAGGGGACACACAAUUGACUCGUAUUCCGAAUUGCCCAAGCUCAACCGCCAAGUUCUUGGUGAGUCCUAGAACAGCAUGCUUUGAGGCCGUGUAAGCAUGAGAUGCUGCACCACCGAGAUUCGAGCAUAAGCUAGAAGUGGUUAUUAUGCAGCCACUUUGAGCGAGCCGCGUGUUUCAUUCCCAGGAAAACGCCUGUCACAUUGACCGCCAGAACAUGUUCAAAAUCAGACUUUAGGUUGUCGAGAAUCCGAGGUUUGUUUGGACCAGGGACUCCUACGUUGUUGAACAUGAUAUCGAGUUUUCCGUAAGGGGAGAUUGUUUUGUCAACAGCGUGUUUGAUAUGCUCUUCAUUGGUUACAUCACAAUGAACAUAAAAAGAGUUUGAGUUUACUAGUGCUUCGAUAACAGUGUGACUAACGUAAUCUUGAAUGUCUGCAAUAACAACCUUUGCUCCGUGCUGGACGAAGAGCCUCGCAGUGCAUUCGCCAAUGCCUAUAUGCAACAUAUAAUUAUCAAUUUUUGUUUACGGAUCUAUCUGAAUUCUGAUGUGUGCUCACUAGAAAAUCCGUUUGUUUAUUAAAAAUGUAUAGCAGUAGAGGCCUUUAUUAUAGUAUGAAAAUAAAUUAAAACUUCAUAGUUUCUACUCA
Messenger RNA from Daucus carota subsp. sativus, 5649 nucleotides. Its product is annotated as CBBY-like protein. NCBI's taxonomy places the organism in Eukaryota, Viridiplantae, Streptophyta, Magnoliopsida, Apiales, Apiaceae. Bases 2155 to 2397 code for a protein of 80 amino acids. The record is from RefSeq and is a predicted model, not a curated record. Gene Ontology annotation, molecular function: hydrolase activity. The transcript has 11 exons.